AUGACUAGUAACCGCGGAAAAGUUCUUUUGGUGUAUGACAGUUUUAAGUUAACUUUUCAAAAGGAACUAAAAAGCGGUGAAUGUAGCAAGCGAACUUGCAGCGUUAAAAUUUGGACGGUCGGCAGUGGAGAUGAAAAAAUCGUAUCAAGAAGUGUCAUUUUUGAUAAUUGUAACUUAGGUUGGUUGACAAGGAAACAAGAUGGCUCGUAUUGUAAACUUUGCAAUACAGAUAUAAGAUCCCACCGUGCUGAUCUUAUAAGGCAUACCCAAACAACUAAAAACAAAUUGCAGGCGAGAAAAAUAGAAACUAACCAGCUUUCUCUUCAAAACUUUGGUGUAUCUGUUUCCACUGAUGCGCUCAAAAGAAAAGAAAUUAUCUUAGCUACUUAUAUAGCUGCCCAUUCCUCGAUCAGAAGUAUCGACCACUUGACUGACAUAUUGAACACAUUUUCUCAUUCACCAAGACCAGGAUCUGCUUCUACAUCCGCAGAAGGCCAAACAUUUCAUUUACAUAAAACGAAGUGUGCAGCAAUAAUUCGGAAUGUCAUUGCGCCCUAG
Molecule: messenger RNA, 558 nt
Organism: Psylliodes chrysocephalus
Lineage: Eukaryota; Metazoa; Arthropoda; Insecta; Coleoptera; Chrysomelidae
Source: the annotation of a GenBank genome assembly